GCGCUCCGGAGACAAUGGAGAAUCACUUCACGUAGCUGUUAGACUGUAGAUUGUUGUCUUGAUGAAUGUCAAAGACUGGUCUCCAAGCACUCAACGGAAAGAACUAGUGAUGCAUCCCGGAGUCUUAGCUAGAUGUAAGACGGACAACACCCGCGUCCGGAUGCUGACGUCGGAGUGAAUCAGUGGAGUUUCGGGGCACUUCACGGGCUCACGAUCCGGAGCCUCAUCUGGGCUCCAGGGUAAGGAGCUUUAUCGAUAAGAAUUCGGUUAUGUCAUCGACUGGCAGAGCACGGAAAAUCAUCCCACAGCAACAACCCAUUCACCAUCGCAUCAAAUCACUUCGAACGUCGAGAACAUGCAGAAACAGACGUCACUUGACCUCUUUGGGGGCGACAGGCCCUGGGAUGCGUCCCUUUGGGAAACCACCGACGACCGCGUGCGAGGCGGCUCCAGCGUGUCCCACCUGACCGUCCACGACGGCAAGGCUGCUCGCUUCCACGGCACCCUCGACACGUCAACGCUCGGAGGCGCAGGCUUCGCCUCGCAGCAAACGCGGGGCACGAACCACUGGGACCUCUCCCGGUACGAGGGGCUGCUCCUCCGUCUGGGCGAGGGCGACGGCAAGCGAUACGUGAUCACCCUGAAAGAUGAGAUCCCGGGCCGUCGACCGGACGGGCGCAUGGAGAGCGGCGUCAGUUGGGAGGCAGAGUUUACCUCGAGCGAGGCUGGCGCCACAGAGGUGUGGCUGCCGUGGGGUCAGUUCAAGGCGACCUACCGCGGCCGCCCCAAGGACGACGCGAAGCCACUGGACACGGCCGAUGUCAAACGAGUCGGGCUCAUGAUGAGGAGCUUCUUCGACUCACAGCAUGGAGACUUUGCCAUCACGCUACGGAGCAUCACGGCCACGAGUUCUUCUUCAGGACAGGACGCGGGCGCCGCGUGUGAUCACCACGCCAACGAGAGUGGCCAGGACGACGAUGGGGAUGAGGAGGAUGAGCUGGCACGAUACAAGCAGGAUGCGCGGACGAGGCGGCACAGCAGCACGGAGGCUCGACAAACAGGGGCUACUUCGUGGUGGAGGGGUGUAUUCUGUGGGCUUUUGUAGCGUGCGGCUACGAGGAGACACUGUAAUAACAAGUGUAUCUGAUCUCGCGUAUCCUCAUUCUGCAGCCUGACCCAGCCCCUGCUUCUGCGGCUGUGCUUCACGGGGUCCCGACC
This is a messenger RNA of Emericellopsis atlantica, 1218 nucleotides long. RefSeq names its product CIA30 family protein. The transcript is spliced from 3 exons. Bases 356 to 1105 code for a protein of 249 amino acids. Gene Ontology annotation, biological process: NADH dehydrogenase complex assembly. The record is from RefSeq and is a predicted model, not a curated record. Lineage: Eukaryota; Fungi; Ascomycota; Sordariomycetes; Hypocreales; Bionectriaceae.